CUGUGAGCCGUCCCAACACUGGCAAGAUUGAAUCAUCCUCUUGCCAUGCGAGGCUCCACAUCGCUUGGCUCUCGCACUGUUUUUCCAGCCCGCGCACGGCAGAUUCUGGGGCUCAUCAGACCCUCUGCCUGCAAGCCUCAAAGGGCCUUCAUCCGCCGCUUCCCCAUCCGUGCCCUGGUUGCUGCUACCAUCCUCCCGGGCUGCCCUGUCAGACGUCAUUUCCCUCGUGCUUCAACUGACGCACUUCAUUGCAAACAAAGAGAGGUUCUAUGAGAAGAACCACCCUCCCGCCUAGUCGUCGGUAUCAUGGUCUGCAGCAGACCGGUUGAGAAGGCGAAGACACGAUGGCGAAAGACUUUGCAACAAGAGGCCCGGCGGUGCUGGCCGUGACAGCAACCACGCUAGCGCUCUGCACUGUAUUUGUUGUGCUGAGGUUGAUAUCGCGGUUCGCCAUCGUCAGGAAGCCAGGAUGGGACGACUACACUAUGAUUUUGGCAUGGAUUAUGGCCUUUGGCACGUCUUUUAGCAUCUGCUAUGGCACUUCUGUGGGUCUGGGAAGGCACGAAGUGAACGUGCCGCAGGAUUGGGAUUCAGCUUUGAAGAAGUCGGAAUAUGUCUUCUCGGUCCUAUAUAAUCCGGCGUUGAUGGCAACCAAGACAUCCAUCCUCAUGUUCUAUCUCACCCUGUCGAAAACACAGAAGAUCUUCCGCUGGUCGACAGUUGCCACACUUGUUGUUGUUAAUGUGGGCGGUUUGGCCUUGACACUGCUCAAUAUCCUGCAGUGUUCACCUGUCUAUGCGGCUUUCAAGACUCCAGUGCCGGCUUCGGCGUCCUGCACCGACAUUGUUACCAUUUAUCUCUCUUCAGCACCCCUGAAUAUCAUCACGGACCUGGCCAUUUUGUUUCUGCCGAUGCCCAUUCUUACCGGCAUGCGACUACCAAGGAAACAGAAGGCAAUCCUAGUCAUUACCUUUGGAUUUGGUGUUUUCGUUGCCGUCGUCGAUGUGGUUCGAAUAGCGUAUCUCCAAUCCGCCGCCAGGAACCAUCUUAGCGAUAUUCAGGAGCACAAGUCACCCUCUGGAAGCGAUUCACGGAACAAGGCUGGCGAUUUCCCCUGGUACGCUUCUCUAUCCUUCAUGUGGUCUGCCAUCGAGAUUAACGUAGGAGUCAUGUGCGGUUGUGUCCCUGCCAUGAAGCCUUUAGUGUCUCGUUUUAUCCCUCGCUGGAUCCACGACAACACCAUGAGAGAGAAAUCUGCCACCGCUACGGGCGAUAGCAUUCAUCCAGAUAUUUUUGAUACCCGCAGACGAUCGAAUCUACCUAACUCCGAGGAGUCACCAAUGAGAAAACCUCCUCCAGCGCUAGGUGGCGCAAUUAAACCUAUGGGCAUGAUGGACUUCUUGACUACUCCUAACAUUAAUGAAUUGCCGAAUCCCAAUCAAACGAACACGGUUGCAAUGUUUGCCACCACCGCUUGUACGCGGCAGAGAUCUGCUACUUUCUUUGAUUUUGUGGACCUAGAGAGAAGGAAGAACAUUACUUUGAUGAGCAACCGGGAGUCUAUCUACCCCAUCCUCAUGGUCACCGUUCUGUUCUUCGUGUGGGGAUUCGCCUAUGGUCUUCUCGAUACACUAAAUGCCCGGUUCCAGGAAGUUGCGAAUAUGACCAGUGGUCAGACACUUGGUCAACACAGCGCAUACUACCUGGGGUACAUCAUUGGACCUCUUACAUUUGGUAGGGUAGUCUUCCGUCGUUGGGGUUUCAAGGCCUGCUACACUGUAGGUCUUAUUAUCUACGCCUGUGGGACCCUCGUAUUCUGGCCUUCCGCUGUGUUGACAUCCUUCCCCGCAUUCCUGAUUUCAAACUUUAUCGUUGGCCUUGGCCUUUCUACUCUCGAGAUCAGUGCCAACCCAUUUAUCGCGCUCUGUGGGCCUCCCGAGCACGCGGAGGUGAGACUCAACCUUUCCCAGGCAGUCCAAGCGAUUGGAAGUAUCGUCUCUCCACUACUAGCUAAGAAAGUCCUGUUCAAAGCUUCUGCUGAUAGCCUUAUCGACGUCCAGUGGACAUACCUGGGUAUCUCAUUCUUCACCAUAAUUCUCGCCAUUGUAUAUUAUUACGUACCGCUACCCGAAGCCACUGACGAGGAUUUGGAAGAGGCUAGUGCACGUAUACCCACACCUCUGGAAGCCACUGUGGCAUCAUCACACAUCACAGUUAUCUGGAUUACCCUUGCGUUGGGAGUCUUUUCUGAAUUUUGCUACGUCGGCGGACAGGAGUCAGUUUCGACAAGUUUUGCAGAGUACUUGCAACUUGUCACCCCCUCUCUCGACUACGUUAACCACCAGGCAGUCGGCCACACCGCAUUUGCCGCCUCUCGCUUCUUCGCUGCGGCCAUUGGUGUCUGGGUCAAACCACGUUACCUUCUUCUGUUCGCCUACACUGGUGCCAUUGCAUUCGCAGCAGCUUGUAUGAAUGGGUCUCGAGCGACACCAGCAGCACUGCUCGUCAUGGUCAUGUUCUUCGAAGGCCCCAUCUUCUCACUCGUUUACGCCCAAGCAUUGCGUGGAUGGGGUAAACACACGAAAGAUGCUGCAAUCCUACUCACAGCCGCCAUUGGCGGUGGGGGAGUCUUCCCACCGAUUUUCUACGGCGUUCAGCAGUCACAUAAUGCACAAUAUGCAUACUGCGUUGUCGUCGCUACCUUCGCUUUCGGCAUGAUCUUCCCUCUCUGGAUAAACGUUCAUCCCACGGCCAGACAGAUUGUAGACCCAAUGAAAGACGAGCAGACAAGACGAGCUUCGCAGCUAGAAGAAGAAAGACGCGAUUUUGCCCAAACAGGGGAGAAACGGCAUAAGAGGUGGAGUAGUAGUAUUCGCAAGAGGUUUGGUAGGGAGAAAGAUGAGUUUCCUGUCAUUGAACAUAGGGAGAAGAGCAAUUGGCCCGAUGGCAACGUUCCGAACGGAAGCCCAAGCAGAAGCUAAUGCUGUUGCUAUGCAUUAUGAUUUACGAAUUUAGGACGUUUCAUGUUAUUUCAUGUUAUGAGCAUUGCAUCACUACCAAACUGGCGUCUUUUUGGGGAGAGAAAAGGAGUGGCGCAGUGUCAUGGGAGGUGGACUGUUAUUUACGAGCAGGGGAAGAUACCUGUGAUUAGAUGUUUUAUAUAUUGUUUAUCGUUAAUGCU
Lindgomyces ingoldianus is the source of this 3181-nucleotide messenger RNA. RefSeq names its product MFS monosaccharide transporter-like protein. The record is from RefSeq and is a predicted model, not a curated record. Gene Ontology annotation, molecular function: transmembrane transporter activity. Bases 345 to 2981 code for a protein of 878 amino acids. Gene Ontology annotation, biological process: transmembrane transport. The transcript is spliced from 2 exons. NCBI's taxonomy places the organism in Eukaryota, Fungi, Ascomycota, Dothideomycetes, Pleosporales, Lindgomycetaceae.